AUCAGCUUGUGCUCCCAAAUGAAGCUGUGCCUUCGUGUCGCUAGCGCUCGCUUUGGAGCAACGAGAAAAAGGUGUAGCAGCAAGCAAGCAGCUCAUUAGGUUUAGCUGGCCAGUCUAGAUUUCAGUAUCGAACCGGCUUUCUACUGCAACGGAUUGGAAAAAUAUACAGCGAAAAGGCGAAAAAACGCACAAAAUUAUUUAGUACAUACAUACAUAUUUUUCUACUUAAUAUUUUUUUUGCAUACCCCCACCUUGAGAAAGGAAAAAAAAAGAUUGUAUGAAGUAGUUGUGAAAAAGGCCACCCAAUUACCUACUCAAACGAACGCCAUUUGUGUGAAUUAGCAUUUUAAUGUGAACCGUUUAAGCUUACGGUAAAAAUAUACAUACAUAUGUACAGCACUUGCACUGUAGUUUUGAAAAAUUGUUGGGGAAAAAAAUUUAUCAAUCAACGAAUAAGAAAUCCAGAGAAAUUGGAAAAAAUUAAUGAAUGAAAAUUUGAGAGCCCCUUAAAGUGAAAGGGUGCGCAAAACGUGAAAAAGUGAGUGGAAAAAGUGAAUUGUGUUUGUUAAACGUAAAUUCAUACAUAUCUAUAAUCCACGACGCGGUGCUGCUUAGCACACCAAGACGCAAUUAAAUUUUCUUCAUAGUCCAAGUUUGUGUUGUAAUUUCUUUGUUAAAUUUUGUUUUGGCACGCGCACGCCAAGCGAGUGCUGUGGGAACGAAAACUCCUGCAGACGCAUAUACCAAGUCAGUCAGUCGAAUCGCGUUAUGUGCUCGUGAGAAAAAUCGAUUUCCUUGCAUGUGGAGUUUCAAUCCGAGACACAUUUUACAUUGAACACUGUCUGGGCAUUGCUGCGCGACGUACACACACAACACAACGUAAGCCGUGAGACAACCAACUCAAUGUGUUGUCCUGCCGACUGGACGUACAUGACAAGCACAACAACUACAAUAAACAUAUCGAUGUCAUGGACAAAGAUCCAGGAAAAAAUAAAGACCCACCCAUUGCAACAACAGCAGCAGCUGCUGCUGUGGGUCGAGCCCGUAAUACCAAACUGGAGGAGUAUGAUGCAGCACCAGCGCCCAUUCCAGCUGCACGCACGCGGCGCCUAAAUCGCACAGCUGAUGCGUCUUCCUCCGCAUCGUCAGCGUUUGAAACAGCUGCGCCGCACGCCAGCUCUUUUAUUGAGCAGAAGGAGGAGGAGAAUGACGUACUAAGUGAACAGCUGGAGACAUCGACAAUCACGCGCACGUAUACCUCGCAUAAAAUUAUACACCAUUCCACGGAGUUCCAUGAGAGUAGCUCCAGCUCGAGUUCUAUGCAAUAUGUAGCAGAGGAAGAGCUGGAUACGCCGACCACACCGUCACAUCGCUUGCGUCAAAAAGUGGCUGAGUAUGAAAAGGUUUGGUCCUCGGGCGGCAGCCUUAAGCGUUCACCGGACGAAAGCGCUGAAGAGCUUCGUCGCGAAUUUGUGGAAACUUCGAAGCCAACUGCAGAGUACACAAGCCAAGAUGCCUUUGGCGCUGCUGAGCCGCUGGAUAAUCCUUUUGAUAUUGAUGUGCUGGAGAUUGAGAAACGUUUGCGUAGGGAACGCCAACGUGGGCUGGCUGAGGCCGAGGCUGCUAAACUGGCAUUCCAACAGGUGCAGCUGCGUCAUACGCCACAAGCAUCGCCGCGUCGCGUGGAAGUGGAGGAAGAUUACACUGCUGUGCCCUUUAAUGUGACACUACGCACGACUACUAAGUUAAGUCCUGGCGAUGAAUCGGGUUAUAUGGGCGCUGAUGAGGCGCCGCCGUUAAGUCCCUUCAAUGUGACACUGCGUACGACGCAUCGCAUAGUGAAGAAGGAUCUCUCGACCAGCGCGCAGCAAUAUGAAGAGACCUCAUCGACUACUAGCAGCCCCUUUAAUGUUACACUACGCACAACAACGCGUCGCGCGCAACCAUUUACUCCCACUACUACUGGUGAUCCGAAAAGCGCAACUGCACAAUUUUUGGAGUCCGAGAAGACAGUGCGUGAGCUGCAUGCUGUCGAUGGUGUACGCACCAUUGUAACAUCGUCCAUGACAAGUGAUGGGCGCAAGCACGAAGAGAAAAUAUUUCGUCACGGUGAAGGCUAUGUGUCACCACGUUGCUCACCGCAGCGCGAGAAUCGCCCGUUCUUUGAGUCCUCGGAAAGCGAGCGUGAAGGUUCCGUGCCACGCUCCUUAAGCGGACGCACAAGCGCGACGCCACCCCGCUCUGUCGACAUGACAGCGGGUGGUCGCCGUAUACUAAUACGUCUGGAGGAUGAAACUAACGAAUCGAGCACACAUCACGAAAUCUACGACACUACUGACUCGGCGGUGCAAGCGCGCAUACGUCAGUUGGCACGCAGUCCAGACGGCGGCGGUGGCCAUGCUUCCGGUACAUUGUAUAACGUUGCGAUGGAAACGUCACCUGGUAACAUUGACAUUACGGUUGGUAGCACGCACCGCCACAACCACCACCAUCACCAGCAGCAGCUUCAUCAACAGCAAACGCAACCGCAACAGUCGGGCCAACGGUAUUACCAACAGCAACGGCAACGGCAGGAACAACAAAUGCAAACCGAAAGCAGUGUAGGCAACAUGGUUAUGGAAACACAAAAACAAAAACAACAAGAGCAAACAUAUCAUCAACAAGCACCAUGGCAAAUGACGGAGUCAACAACAACGCCUCCAGGCAAAGUAGUAAAAAUCAGUACACGAACAGGCGAAACCGCGACAGGACAAAUAGCGACUGGUACGACGCAUACGGCUAGUACAUUAGAGACGAGCCAAUCGCACGGUUCUUCCGCGGAAGAAUCGCAACGAGUUGUCAGCAGAAAAAAGAAAACGACAACGACAACAACAACGAAAGUGACCACUAGUAAGCACGCGAGUGAAGACCGUAGUGAAUUAUAUGAGGAACAACAGCGUGAAGUUAAUGCCGGGAAGUCGCCGCGCCCAACCGGUUUAGCUUUAUCCGGUGCGAAUGUGCGUAUCGCUGGUACGACGAUUAGACAAUCGAAGGGCGAAAGCCCACUAAGAAGUGAACUAAGUGACGACUCAGAUACGGAGGGUGUGGCUGCCAAGGAUCUGGUUAUUGUGCCCACACAUGUGGAGCCAAGCCAGACAUCAGCCGGUGUGAGUCAGAGUCACAAUCCGAGUUCAAGUGCAAGUGCAAUAAAUACACCGACGACAACCCCCUCAACGACAACUGCCAGCAGUACUUUCGGUAAGAGUCUGACAGGACAUCAGACACUACAACAACAAAGUACUCAAGACGAAUACCAAGAAUUCCAAUCCACAAUGGCAGCGAUUAAUUUCGCACGCAGCAACUCCCAAUACGACAGUCAUAUAAGGGAGAAAAGAGAGGAGCAAGAACGUGUGCAAAAGAAGACAUUUACCAAUUGGAUUAACUCGUAUCUCUCGAAGCGUGUUCCACCGCUUCGUGUUGACGAUUUAAUCAACGAUUUACGCGAUGGUACCAAACUUAUUGCACUCUUGGAAGUGCUAUCCGGCGAACGUUUGCCCGUGGAGAAGGGUCGCGUUCUACGACGUCCGCAUUUCCUCAGCAAUGCCAAUACAGCCUUACAAUUUUUAGCCAGCAAACGUAUCAAAUUGGUGAAUAUUAAUCCGGCAGAUUUGGUGGAUGGGAGACCACCAGUUGUGCUGGGUCUGAUAUGGACCAUCAUAUUGUACUUCCAGAUUGAGGAGAAUAGCCGCAACCUUGAAUAUUUGGGUCAUGGUAUUAGCGGUUCGGUAAGUUCUCUCGAUAGCGUUGGCAAAACUGUCAGCGAUCAAAAAGCUGAGAAAUGGAAGCAAGGUGCUAGGAAGACACUGCUGAAUUGGGUUACCAAUGCCUUGCCAAAAGACAUCGGCAUUGAAGUAAAGGAUUUCGGCGCCAGUUGGAGAGAUGGUGUCGCCUUCCUAGCCCUUAUCGAUGCAAUCAAAGCGAAUUUGGUUAAUUUGGCUGACUUGAAAAAGGCCAACAAUCGUCAACGUCUAGAAACUGCUUUCGAUGUGGCUGAAAGUAAGCUGGGCAUUGCCAAAUUGUUGGAUGCUGAGGAUGUGGAUGUACCAAAACCGGAUGAGAAGAGUAUAAUGACAUAUGUGGCGCAAUUUUUGCACAAGUACCCUGAACCAAAAGGUGCCUCACGUGAUACAUCACACAUACAACAGGAAUUGGACGAACUACGCCGUUUCCUGAUAGAAAAGACCACAGAAUAUGAGCCCAUGGUCAUGUCGAAUUCAUUCCCGCGUGAUUUCGCUGAAUAUCUGAUCGCACGUUCGGAGAUUGACGCCCACUUGCCGGUCUACAAUCGCCUCAAGCAACUGAUGGAGAGUCAGAGCGGCUUCCUACAAGUGCCGCGCCCGGUGUGGGAGGACAUAAAUGCAUUGUGGCAACGUUUGCAAUAUCAAAUGAACUAUUGGCUGUGGUUGUUGGAUUCAGAGUUGCCAGGCGAAUUCGGUGUGGUCGGCAAGUGGCUAGCGGACGCUGAAAAACUACUAAUGGACAAUGAGAUACCAAGUACCAUGAAUGAGGAGACAGCAUCGGUGAUAAGUAGAAAGCUGGAGGAGCAUAAAUUAUUCUUUGCCGAUUUGCCACGUAUAAUGGCAAUGUUUGAGAAUGCCAAGCGUUCGCCAUUGGUGCAACAAGUGCCGCUAGAGCAAUUGCGCAACCUGGAACGCCGUCUGCAAGAGGUGGCACCCAAGGCGGCCGAACGUAGAAUACGUUUAAAGUUCCUGGAACAUAAGUGCUGUCUCAUUGCUUUCCUCAAUUUGGUUCAGAACAAAAUGAAGGGUUGGACUGGCAAGUAUGGCUAUGAGGAGAAGGUCAGCCAGCAAUUGGAGCAAUACAAGAAUUUCGUAUCGCGCAAUAAAAUUUUCCAAGAGUUCCAGAAGGCAUUCGUCGACAUGCAACAAGUGGUGGACGAAUACAAGCGUGACGGCAAUGUACCGCGCAAAGACAUAACGGAAAUCGAUCGCUUCAUGUACGAGACCGAGGAGCGUUGGAAGCGUGUAUCUAUGGAGCUUAAGUGCUGCCAGAACUCGCUGGAAGAGGUUGUGAGCUGUUGGCAGACCUGGAACCGGUUGGCGCCCACUUGUGAGGAGUGGCUCAAUUUGGCCGAAACUAAACUAUCGCGUACCGAAGAUGAACGCUUGGAGUUCUUCCAAGACAUAACCACAUGGAAGGAUAAAUUCGAUGCACUCGCCAAUGCAGCCAAUUAUUUGAUCGCUUCGUGCGAGGAUGGCAUCGCACACAACCUGCGCCAGAAGCAUGGCAAUUUAUCGGAGCGCUUCGAGCGCCUCUUUGCCAAUACCAAGCAAUACAUGCAUGCGGGUGACAUCAUACGCGCACGCAACGAAUACAAAUCCGGCAUUGAGAAGCUCUCACAAUGGCUGCGCCAUGCCGAGCAGGUGCUCGAACAGCGUCAAAUGCUCGGCAACACGCAACAGAUUACCAAAUAUGGCGAAGAGUUGCAAAAGCUAGCUAGCGAAAUUGAUGACAACGAGGAGCUCUUCAAGACGGUCAGCCGCAAUUUCCAGGGUCUUAUCCAGGACUUGCCGCGCGAUGAGGUCGACAAAAUGAUGAAAUUACUCAAGCAGGAGAAGGAGUCUUUGGUGCGCAUACGCGCUCAAAUACCAGCAAAAUUGCAUCUCUUCCACCAGCUGCUCAUACAGCAGGAGUCGCUCGAGGCGGGCCAAAAAGAGAUACAUCAAUGGCUGAACGAUGCAGAGGCGCUGCUGAGCACGCACGCACUCUCGGGUGGACGCGAUGCCAUAAGUGAGGAGUUGAACAAACACAAGACCUUCUUUUCGCGCACCGUCUACUAUCGUUCGAUGUUGGAGAGCAAGAAUAAGGUUUUCCAGAAUCUGCUGAAGUCGGUCGCCGCUGAUGACAAUAUCGACACCUCGCAAACGGCGCACAACAUGCAGCAGCUGAACGAGCGCUUUAACUAUGUCAUACAGAAUGCUGAGCAGUGGGAGCAGCGAUUGAAUAAUGCCUCACGCGGUUGGAACGCCUUCAAAGAGAAUGAGCACGUCGUCAGCGAAUGGCUAACGCAGGCCGAAUCUAUGCUUAUCGAAAAACACAUCGAAUCGAAGACCGUAAUCGAGACACAAAAGUACUUCUUCGAAAACGUCAACGAGCGCUGGAUGCACAAUCUGGUGGAGUCGGCGCAGGACUUGUUGAAAACACUGCCGGCGCAAGAGCAAAAGCCUGUAGUGGAUACGGUCGAACAGCUGCAAGCCAAGUGGCAGCACGUCUUAUCGCAAGCGCCACAGCAUUUGUUGAAGCUCGAAUUCCGUCUUGACGAAUCGGCCUUCUAUCAGACGCUGCAAGAAGUCGAAAAGGAAUUGCAUUUGGAGCAACAAGCUUUGAAUCGCAACGAAGAUAUCGACUCCAUACUCAAUCGCAAUGAGCAAUUCUUCCGACAGCAGGGACCAAUACCGCAAAUUGAGAAGAGCUUGCAGAAUAUGCAUCGCAUUAGUCAAGCUUAUGGUUAUCAAAAGCCGACUGACAUCAGCCUCGGUCAGGCCUAUGACAACGCUAAGCUGCAGUGGCAGCAAUUGUCGGGCAAAAUUGGUGAUAUGCGCGAGACUCUGCAGCAAAUACCGGCACAGUGGGACAGCUAUCAUGAGAAGUUCAAGGAGAUGGUCGAGUGGAUGAAUAUUGUCGAUAAGAGUUUGAAGAAUAUUGUGAACGAAGUGAACAGCAUGGAGGAGUUCGAGAAGGAAAAGGUGGUCUUCCAGAGAAUCUGCCAGGAAGCAGAUAACAAACGGGAGGACAUGAAAUGGCUGGUGAAAACGCUAGACUCCUUACUUAGCUACGCCAGUGAAGAUGAGGCAAAUCUUGAACAGAAGAAACUCGAAGACCUAAUUGCUCGCUACAAGAACCUCAUACCAACCAUCGAGAUAACAAUGGUGAAGACGGAGGUGUUCUCCAAGUGCUACACGUAUCGCCGCGAGGUGCACGAGGUUGUCUGUCUGCUUAGCAAAGUUAAGGAGCAAGCCACCAAUAUACCACCACCAGAGAGCCUUGAACGCGUCAACAAAUUGAUUGAAGAGCAACAAUACGCCAUUAGUCAGCUUGACCAUCAACGUCCGCACAUAAUGUCGAUGUUGCAGCGUGGACGUGACUUGAGCAAGGAUGUGCACGCGCCUUCGUUCGUCAAUGUAGAGGUGAAGAAUUUGGAGAGCGGCUGGAAUGAGGCAUAUACCCAAACCGCCGACAAGCUGCAGUCGCUCAAGGGCACCCAGGCUGUGUGGAAUGACUUUGUCGAUCAGAAGAAUGACAUCUUCUCCAUGUUGCAGACAGCAGAGACCGAAUUGCGUGCGCUGACACCACUUCAAACCGAUCCGAAAAAUGUGAGUCAAGAUUUGCAAGCGAAACGUGAGCUGAAUGUGCAACUGCAGCAAGCCUCACAUCAAUUGCUACCCAAAUUGCAUCAUCUGAAGGCUGAGCUGGCGCCAUUGGCCGCUGCCGAUAAGCGUCCCAUAUUGGAGAAGGAGGUAACUGAGGUCGAGAAGAUGUUCUUCAAUACCAUGGAACAUGUGAAGGAUCGUGUCGGUUAUUUGGAGGACUACAGCGCCAAGUGGAACAACUACAAAUCGCGGCUAUCUGAAUUGCAAGAAUGGGCUAACCGUGUGGCGCCUAAGAGUAUUGAGGCUUUGCAGUCUGAAGAUCUGACACCAGAAGAGCGUGUAGUGAAGGUGAACGCUUUCAAGGGUGUGCUUGGUGAACGCAUGAAACAGCUAGACAUAUUGGCGUCGGACGCAGCCGAGCUGGCACCCAAGGAGGGCAACAUAGCCGAGGCUAAACGGCUGAAGGGCGAAAUCACCAAGCUGCAAGAAGUGCUGAGCGCAAUCAAUCGCAAUGUCGAUCAUCAAGCAAAGGCUGUGAAGGAGGAUCUGGUGAACUGGCAACAGUACCAAACUGGUUUGCAGCAAAUCAAACCGAUAGUUGAGGAGUGUGAAAUCAAGGUAAAUACCAUAGUUCCUAAGCCCCUUACACUUGAAGAAGCCGUUGCAUUGCAACAAAACGCCAAACAAUUCGAAACACAAUGCCUCGAGCAGUUAGACAGGCUCCAAGGCAUUUCAAACAUUAGUCAUAAAAUGCUGUGCAAAACCAAUGCCCCUGACGAAUUAGAUGCCAUGCAUUCCCGCUGGACAUCGGUUCAUGAAAAUGCCAAGCAAGCCAGUGGUAAGCUGGAAAAACUGGUAGCCAAUUGGAAAUCGUUCGAUGCCGACGCAUCGAAACUCGAAGAUUGGGUCAACAAAGGCGAGCAGGCGCUGGGAAAACGCCCGGCUGUGCUGAACACCCCGCAUGUCGAUAAGCUCGAAAAGGAGCUUGUCAAACUCAAGUCAUUCAACAACGAAAUUUCGGAGCAGCAAGCAAAGCUCGUAGCACUCGGUCAGUCGGCCGAUCAGAUAAGCUUGCAUUUGGCGCCAGAGGGCGCUGUUGCGCUUAAGGAACGCGUGAAUGGCAUGAAAGCCAAGCUGCAGAAGUUGUCCGAGGCGACACGCGCCAACAUCAACGAAGUGUCCGAUGCAAUUAUAGCGCGCCAAGAUUUCAAUGCCAAAAUGGUGAACUUCUCCAACUGGAUGGAUCAGCUGCGCAACCAAGUGGCGCAAGUCGAAGAGAUUAACCCAGAACGUGUGGAGACUAGCUUGCACGUUAUACAUGCUUUGAUGCAAGAACAUGCCGAUAAGAAGCCCAGCUUCAAUGCAAUUUACGAUGAAGUUAAACAACUCUCGCUUUCCGCACCAGCCGAGGAGGCAAAGACGCUAAAUGACGCCUACACCUCGCUGGUUGUUAACUAUCAGAAUCUUGAAACCAAUUUGCAACAAAAGAAGAAUGCGCUCGAGAAGUGGACAGAGAUAUUGGGCUGGAAAAAUGAGACCGAAAGUCAUUUGAAUUACUUGAAACAUCAGCUGGAGAAGCCCGAAGGCCCGAAGCCCGUGGAGCUUAACAAGAUCAUCAACGAGAUCGACACGAUAGGCAGUUCGGUCAGCUACUGGAAGGCGCAAGCUAAGGAGAUCGAUGAAAACCCAGCCAUACAACUGCGUGACGCUUUGUCGCGCAAGCCGCUGAUUGCUACACAGAUUGUCAAUGAUGUUGAAAACAAGUUGGACAAUUUGAGGUUACGUUCGCAGGCACAAAAACAACAGGCCGAACAGAUGAAUGUACGCAAAGAGAAAUUCCAAACGCUUGGCCAAAACUUCGGUCAGGCGCUGAUCGAUAAUCGCGCCAAAUUGCAUAGCAUACUGCAACAGAAGCCCGGUUUGCAUAACAUUGAUCAAAUUAUAGCCGACUUGGUGGCACUCAACGAAGUUAUCAAGGGACAGGCCGAACUGAAGAAUCGUUUGCAUGAUGAGGGUUCCUUACUGAUGCGUGAAGAUAUCGGCAGUAUGCCGGCCAUACAAGAAAGUCUUUUGUUCUUCGACAAAGACUAUGACACGCUGCAAAACGAGAUUGCUGAGCGCAUACAGAAGUAUAAUUUGAUCAGCCAGGCGCUGCGCGAGUACGCCGACACCAAGGAUAAGUUUGCGAAGGAACUCAAGAAGGCUGAGGAUCUUUUCAAUGCUAUACCACAGCAACCACGCGAUGAAGUCGAGUUGCAACAAGCCGCAGAAAAGACACGCAAGACAAUGGAGCAAGUACGCAAGUCCAAGGCGAAUCUGGACGACCUCGAACGUCGCGGCAAUAAUGUGGCGAAGUUAUUUGAUGCCAUCGGUGAAGUUGUGCCACAAGAAAUUGCUAACGAUGUAAAGGCAGCCAAGCAGCAAUGGCAAGAUUUGCACGACAAUACGGCAAAGAAUGCGCAUAUGUAUGAAACAGAGGCUGUCAUCUGGUCACAAAUCGAAGACGCUAAGAAGGAGCUACUACCCUGGCUGACUGAGACCAAUCAAGGUCUCUGUGAUGCUGCCGAUAAUUCAAUCGAAAUUGAGUUCGGUCCUAUGCGUUUGACAAAGUUCCGCGCCGAACUGCCCUCUUAUCAGGUAUUGAAAAACACCAUCGCGGAGAAGAGUCGCGAGCUUGUAAACGUCAAUAAUGGUGUUGAAAUUCCAGCGCUUACUGAGCUGAACAAGCUGCUGACGGCGCAAUUCCAGGAGGUCGAUUUGAAUGCUGCGCGUCUAGAAGCAGUCACUUCCACCUUCAAUGAGCAGGAGCAAGACUUGCGCAAGAAGAUCAAGAACGCUGGUGAGCAAGUGAAUAAGCUGCGCGAGCAGCUCAUCAAAUGCGAUGACAUGUCCGGCGAGCCGAGCAAAAUCAUGGAGCGCCUGUUGACGUGCCGCGAGCUGCGCGCCGAACUGGACAACAGCGCAAACGAGAUUGACAAUAUCAAGCAACGCGUCGACGAGAUGCGUGCGCAGUAUCCAACAUUCAGCGAGUCAAUCAUACCCAAGGAAUUGAACAAUGUGCAGAAGCGCUUUGAGGCUGUCGAUGCACAUGCAAAGAAGAUCGAGUCCUCACUGCUGCAAUUCCUCAAGAAAUUCCAUGCCGACAAGGUGGGCAUGCUGAAGCGCAUAAUCGCCACGCAGCGCGAGAAGGUGGCUUGGUGCCAGCCUGAGUCGACAAGUGACAAAUACAAUCUGGACGUUAAGCGUUCUUCACUGCUAGAGGUCAGCAAGGCAAUGGACGAUUGCCACAAGCGUAAUGCGGAAAUUGGCAAAUCCUUAGCGUUGCUGCAAGCCGUCGAAUCACCACAAAAUCUCAAGGAUUUGCAAAAUGAUGCAGAGCUGUUGAAUGGUGAAAUGAAGGCGCUUCAGGACAAUUUCGACAAAAUCAAGAAUGUGCUAGAUGAAAAUGUCGAUUUAUGGUCACAGUAUGAGCAAGCGAAUGAGGAGCUCUCCUCGUGGCUGCGCGACAUUGAAGGGCGCAUCAAAGCCGAAACGAGUAAUCAAGUUAGUGUACCAGAGAUCGCGAACAAAUUGCAGGAGCUUGCGCUCUUGCAACAAGACAUAAAAGCGCAUGAGCCGAUAAUGCAGAACUUAGAGAAAACAUCGCAGUCGCUGAUGGCAAAGAACCCUGAAGCACGCAUUGGACAGUUUGUGACACAUCUGCUGCAGCGCUACCAAACUGUGGCAAAGAGUUUAGCCAGCUAUAUCGAUAAGGUGCAUAAUGCACAACGCGCCAAUAGCGACUUCGUGACAGCUGCAAAAGAUUUCAACGAAUGGCUCACCGAUGCCAAGAUUGAGUUCCAAGAGUUGGCGCGCAUGGGUUCGCCAGGUUCGUCUUCGGCCACCGCGCAGCAAUUGCAAACGGUUAAGAACUACCUGAAGACGUUCGACAAUGGCCAGCUACUGCUGAAUAAUGCCGUUGAUAUUGGUGAAGCGCUAUACCCCGUUGUGACGCCUGAGUAUCGUGAGAAGAUACGCGCCGAGCUACGUGGCAUACGCGAAAAGUACGACUACCUGCGCGACGAAGCCAACGCGCUCUUACAACAGAUUGAGGCAGUCUUGAUACAGAAGACAUCCAUCGAGGAGAGUUACACGCAAGUGUCGCACUACCUCAACGAUUCUAAGGCGAAAGUGGCCGCAGCCGAUGAACUCUACCCCACGCUGGCUGCCAAGAAGAGCGCCUUGCAGAACUACAAGACACAGCUGCAAGAGAUUACAUUGCAUAAAAAUGCACUGAAGCAGCUACACGACAAAGCCGUGACGCUUUGCGACGACGAAUCUGAGCGUAAGACCGAAGAGUCGAUUGAAGAAUACAAUGGCUUGUCCAAGAAAAUCGCCGAACGCAUCAAUGUUGUAGGUGACCAAGUGGUCAAGCAUGAGGCAUACGAUCAGGUGCUGGAGAAGGCACAAGAUUGGCUGAACACCAUUAAGUCAGAGGCCAUAGACAUUUUGAAUGAGACCACAUUUGAGAAGGAAGGCGCUGAAGAAAAGUUGACUGUGGUUGAGAAUCUGCUGCAGCACAAAUCCGAAGGCGACUCGAUAUUCGACACAUGUCAGAAGCUACUACAAACCGUGCUGACGCAAACACAUCCAAGCGGACAUCCAGCUUUGUUGCGUAGCUUUGAAGAACCAAAGAAGUCUUGGGAUGAAUUUAUGACGCUGUGUCAAGAUUCGCUCGUCAAACUGAAACAGCUUUGCUCGAAAUGGGAUGAGUUUGAAUCUAUUAUCGAUGAGAUUGACAACUGGAUGAAAGAUGUUGAGAACGUUGUAAAGAAUCAGAGUCUAAAGAGCACGGCUGGCACAAAGAAAGCGCAUUUGGUACAGCUGCAAAACAUUGCCAAGGAUAUCGAUCAACGCGCUUUGUCCAUCAACGAUCUACUCGACCAGGGUCGUGAGAUCGAGGGUGAAACCGAUUUGAACCUGAAAUUAUCGCGCAUCAACACGCGCUAUCAGACCUUGAAGAACCUCUGCAAGGAGUCCAUUGCGAAGUACGCCAACUACGCCAAAGACCAUGAAACCUUCGAUGCCGACUAUGAAGUGUUCAAGAAGGACCUACAAGAAUGUAUUGAAAAUCUGGCGCAAAACGCGGAAAUCGUUGGCGAUCAGAACAUCUUGCAAGAACAUCAAAACAAACUACGCGAAAUGGCUGAUAAACGUAUUAACGACUCAACAGCGUUUGAGAGUUUGAUCGACCGCGGUGAGAAGCUCUACGGACACACCAGUCCCGAUGGACGUGAGAUCAUACGCCAACAGUUGCGUACGCUGCGCACCAUGUGGGACAACUACUCCGAUGAUCUGAAUGCGGCUACGCAAAAGAUCGAUCACUGUCUGCAACAGUUCAACGAUUUCAAUAUCGCCAAGGAUCAGUUGACCAAGUGGCUGAAAGAUGUUGACAAGGCGAUGCAAAGUCACACGGAACCGAAGACUACGCUGCAAGAGAAGCGCGCACAAUUGCAGAAUCACAAGUUGCUCCAUCAGGAAAUCACGACACACAACGUUUUGGUGGACAACGUCUGCGACAAGGCGCAGGUACUGAUCGAUCAGAUCAAGGACAAUACGCUGAAUGUCUAUCUGCAGUCCAUCAAGCAGCUGUUCAACAGCAUUGUGCAGAAAUCUGAAGAGAUACUAAACAAUUUAGACAAGUGUGUGGUGGACCAUACAGACCUAAACAACCAAAUUGCAGCCGCAAAGACUUGGAUCUCUGGCGAAAAGGAAAAAUUGUUGGAAUGCGAUGACGCUUAUGGCGAAAAGGCUGACAUCAAACGCAAGAUAGAGACACUCGUGCAGCUGGCUCAGAGUAAACCAAACGCGCAAAAGUUAAUCGCGGAAAUACGCGAACAGUACGAGAAGGUGAAAGCGACCACUUCGGAAAGAGGUAAUGAAAUACUUGAAAAAGAGAUCGAUGAGCUGGAAACUACAGUCAAAAGUCACUUCGAUGAUAUCGAAGGAAUCGAAGGUAAGCAAAAGGAUGUACUACAGCAAUGGAACGACUUCGAGCGAAAACUUGAAGAGCUCACUAAGUGGUGUCGCCAGGCGGAAGGCGUCUUCCGCGAACAGCAACUGAAGUCAACAUUGCACGAGAAGGUGGAACAGUUAGAAAAAUUCAAGAUCCAACGCGAUCUCAUCUUGCAGAAGGAGAAAGAGAUUGACGCAUUCGCUGAUGCGGCGCAUGCGCUCUUGAACAACUGUGGCGCGGAACGUCUCAAGACGCUCACCACACAGAUCACCAACCGCUACCAGCUACUGCAAGUGCUGAGCAAAGAGGUCGUCAAUCGCUGGUCGAACUUGGUGGACGAUCAUCAAAUCUAUCAAGACAAGUACAACGAAGUUGAUUUGUGGUUGCAGCCGAUUGAGCAGCAAUUGGACAACGCUUUGAAGAAUGAACCCUCCCAAGCUGCUAACAUCUUGCAAGUUCUACUCUCUGAGCGCGAACAGGCUGAAGCGCUCCUUAGCGCGCUGAAUGCAGCCGGCGAAAAGGCGUUGCCUGAAACCUCCACUGAGGGACGCGAGAAGAUACGCAAAGACUUGCGUGACAUACACGAACGCUGGGAUAAAUUAGACGAAGGCAUACGCAAUCUGCAGAAGCGACAAGAAGCACAAAGUGUGCAGCUAUCGAGUUAUCAGGACAUACUCGGACAGACACUCAACUGGUUGGACCAGGUAGAAAAAGUGUUACAAAAUGAAAAUCCCAGCACUUGGACCAGCGCGCAGGAAAUACGCUCGAAAUUGUACAAGUACAAAGCCACUACGCAGGACAUCAAUUCGCACAAACGCAUCAUUGAGGCUGUGAAUGAAAAGGCUGCUGCACUCUUGGAGGGCAGUGCGCCUACAAAUGUCGAUGGAAUCAAGGGCGCCAUUGCUGAUGUAAACAAACGGUAUGAAAAAGUUGCUGCCGAUUGCGCCACACUGCUUGGCCAACUCGAAGAGGCAUUCGAAGUGUAUCAGCAGUUCAGCGAAUUGCAAAAAGCGCAACAAGAUUAUCAAAAGAAUCUGUGGGACCGGCUGACCGGCUACUCAGAUUACUCCGGCAACAAGCCAGCCUUACAAGCGCGCCUAAAUAAGAUAUCCGAAAUACAAGAUGCCCUACCCGAGGGCGUUUCUAAGCUGCGAAACCUCUCCGCGCACAUUGACGAGAAAGCCAAGUUGCUGCCAGCGCGCUCGAAGGAGGCAAUGUCGCGUGACUUAGCCAACUUGCACGCCGACUUCGAUAAGUUUAGCGCUGCGCUAAGCGAUGUGAAGAGUGGCUUGGAAAAUCGCCUGCAACAAUGGAGCGACUACGAAGUCAACUUGGAUCGGCUGAUCAACUGGCUGAGCGAAGCUGAGAAUGCGCUCAAGAACUACAAUCCCAAGUCGACGAUGGAGGAGAAGGAAGAGCAAUUGAAUCGUUUCCAAUCGUUGAUGCAGAAUUUGCGUCAAAACGAAAUUGAGUUUGAAAAAAUGAAAGACGACUCAUCGGAGCUGAUUCAAAGUUCUGGUGAGACCAGAAUCGCCGUUAAUGUACAACAAGUUACUUCACGCUUCCAGUCGAUACAAGCGACUACUAAGGAGAUACUCAAGAAAUGCGAACAAUCUGUGUACGAACAUCAACAAUUCAAUGAGAAGUACAAGCAAUGCGCCAAUUUCUUGGCAAAUGCGCAAGCGAAGUAUGACGACUCCAGCGAUCUCUCGCAGGUGGGCUCGCGCGAUGAUUUGCUUAAAAAGCAAACCGCAAUCCAAGAGCUAUUGGCACAGCAGCCUAAUGCUUUACUGAUGUUGAACAGCACCAUCGAAGCGGGUGAGAAGUGCUAUUCGUCCACUGCCACAGAGGGACGUGAAGCCAUACGCGUGCAGCUGGCCGAAUUGCAAGAGGCCUUCGACAAGCUUUACGACAAUGUGACAAUCACCUCCAGAAAGAUACAAGACAAAAUGUCCAAAUGGUCUGGUUUCGACGAAAUUGCCGAGAAAUUGCAGACUUGGUUGGCUGAAGUCGAGAAGACGCUGCCAGCUGAGAUCGAAUUGAAAACCACUUUGGAUGAGAAGCGUGCAAAACUGCAAUCCUACCGCGAUGUGCUCAACGACCUCAAUAAUCACCAAGUUGAGGUGAAGAAUCUGCAAGAAAUUGCUAGCAACUUGCCAGAGAAGAACGAUCAUGUCGAGCAAAUAACCAAAGAGAUUGCUGAGCAAUUCGGCAAAUUGCAUAAGCGAGCGCAGAACUUCGUCGAGCGCUACGAGGCUAUUGUGAGCGAUCACCAGCAGUACACCAAGGCCGUGAUGGAGGCACAAGAGUACAUCGAGGCCACGCAUAACACCAUUGAUUACUGGGGCGAUUUGGAUUUGGAACAGGUGUCAUUGCAUACAAACUUGGACCGCUUGAAGAAUCUGAAGGACAGCUUGGCUGAUGAGUUCCCACGUGUGGAUCAAGUGCGGGCCCUGGGUGAGAAGGUCAUACCAGGAACAGUCGAAAGUGGACAGACGAAUAUCAAGUCACAAAUCGACACUACCCAACAAGAGUGGGAAGGCCUCAUCGCUGCCAUCACGUCGACAAUUGAAGCUAUCGAGAAUAGGCUGCAACAAUGGGCCGAAUAUGAGCAGCUACGCGAUCAGUGCUUGGCUUGGAUACGCGAAUCUGACAACAAGCUGCACGCGAUUGACUUGAAGCCCACGCUAAAUGACAAGAAGGCACAAUUGGAGGCGCUGAAGAAUCUGCAAGGUGAGAUGCGCGCCAAGGAGCUGGAAAUUGACAGCGUUUCCGAGAAAGGCCAAACAUUGCUUAAAGGCGCGUCCAGCAUGCGCUCUUCGGGCCCAGAACUAACGACGAAAUAUCAGCAAAUCUUCCAUAAAGUGAAAGAACUCAACAACCGCUGGCAACAGUAUGUUACAUCGCAUCAAGAAUUCGACAACGCCGUCUCUGAGUGCGGCACCUGGAUCAAUGGCAUCAAAGAUAAAUUGGACUACUGCGCUGAUAUGUCCUCCAUGAGUCAGAAGGAGUUAGAUAAGAAAUUAGCAACCAUACAGGACAUCAUAUUGCUAAAGGAUGAGGGCUCUGCGAAAGUACUCAGCAUUGUUGAGUUGGCGCAGAACGUGCUGGCCAAUACAGCACCAACCGGCCACGAAGCGAUCAACAAGAAGUUGGCAGAUCUGCAAGAGCUGUGGUCGAAUAUUGCUUUGCGCAUUAUCGACGUGAAAGCCACACUCGAUGACUCGAUUACACAGUGGUCCGGUUUUCUGGAACAGGUACAAAACGUACGAAAAUUCAACGAAUGGCUGGAGAAUGUACUCAAAGAACUUGCCGAACAUCAAACCACAAUGCCUGAGAAGCGCGCACAGCUCGAUCGCGUGAAGGCCACCGAAGAGAAGGUGCGCAUGGAGAAGAUUGAUGUGGAUGCAUUGAAAGUGCAGGCAAGAGAAAUGAUUGCUAGCGGCCAACAAAGUCAGGCCGCCUACCAGGCACAAAAGGUGCUCGACACUUUCGAUGAACUUUGCACGCGCAUACAGAAGCUGCUAUCCGAUCGCCAUGAUCAGUACAGAGAUCACAGGCUCUACAAGGAAGCCUAUGACGAUCUGGUAAGUUGGAUAAGUCGCGCGCGCGAGAAGUUCCCCUCGCUUAAGCAGAGCAGCCUCAGCGACAAGCUGGCUAUUGAAAAUUUAGUGCAGGCCACUGAAGCUAUGCUGAAUAAGCAGGCGCAGGGUGAAUUAUUAGUGGAACAUUUGGUGCACACUGGCGAGGUUGUGCUAACCAGCACGUCGCCGCAGGGUCAAGAGAUCAUACGCAACGAUAUACGGGCGCUGCGCGACAGCUUCGAGUCGCUCUUCCGUGAGAUCAACCAGCAGAAGGAGAGCUUGGAGGUGACUAUGACGCAGUGGCGUGCUUACAAAGACGAAUACGAGCGCCUAAUCGAAUGGCUGCAACAAAUUGAUAUAUUGGUCAAGAAUCACAAACUAAACUUGUCACCCAGCUAUCCGGAAAAAGAGAAACAGGUGGCGGAUAUGCAAGAUGUUAUGUCGCGCCUGGAGAAGGGCAAAGAUGAUAUCGAUAAAUUCAAUGCCUCCUCGGCGGGCCUACUAAAAUCUCACUUGGAAUCUUAUGUGACGAACCAGCUGCGCCAUUUGAACUCAAUGUACCAGGUGCAAGUAAAUCUCGCUAAGGAUGUGCUGAAGAAGGUCGAAACUAACCGUGAUCAACAUCGUGAAUACAACGCCAACCUGAAGGCCGCGCAAGAUUGGAUUAAUGUAGCGAAAGAAACCAUACGCGAGGCUAGUGACUCUUCCAGCGCUGGCUCGAAAGAGCUGCUGCAAAAGCGCUUGGAGAAGAUUCAACAGUUGAUCAGCAAUCGUGAAGUGGGACAGAACUUGGUACACACAGCGAUCAACAACGGCGAGAAGGUGGUAAGAAACACGCGCUCCGAUGGACGUGAUGCCAUCAACAAUGAAAUGAAGGAGCUGCAGAAUGACUGGGACAGGCUGGUGAAGAAAAUGUCCACUGCUAAGGUGCAGUUGGAGACCAACCUGCUACAAUGGGCUGACUACAGCUCGAGCUACUCACAAUUGCAACAAUGGAUAAGCGAUCGCGAGUCCAAGUUGCAACAGGCAUGCGAGCAGAAGAUUGUAAAAUCGAAGCGCGGCCAACCUGGCUUAACGUCCGGCCUGAGCGAGCGUAAAGCUAAUUUGCGUCAGACCAACAAUAUUGUGCAGGAUAUAGUGUCCUUUGAACCGAUGAUACAAUCGGUUGCCUCGAAGGCGUCCGACCUACAACAGGGAGCGCCAGCCUCCGAGAUAUCGUACAAGUAUGAGACGCUCACAAAGCAGGCCAAGGACUUGUAUGAGAAGCAAAAGAAUACAAUCGACCAAUACCAAUCGCUCAUUGAUGCAGGCAACGAGUUCGCUGCUUGGCUGCGCAGUGCCAAAGAGCGCCUCAGCAAGUGUUCCGAGCCCACAGGCGAUAAGCAAGCGCUGGCCGAGAAGACACAUCAGCUGAAGAUAUUGCAAAGUGAGGUGCCUGAGGGGCAAAAGAAGCUGGAAGCGGUGCUGACGCAAGGCGAAAUCGCUUGCCACAAUGCCGAGCCCGAGGAUCGUGAGAUCAUUGAAGAGGAAGUGGCGCUGUUGCAAGAGGAGUUCGACGCCUACGUGGAGGCGUUGAAGAAGGCCAAGGACUAUUUGGAGGUUGGCAUUGUCAAGUGGUCAGAUUACCAAGAUCAAUAUAGCGAAGCGCUGGAAUGGCUCACGAAGACAGAAGCAUUGGUGCAGUCAUACAACAAAUUGCAGGAUAGCUUGGCGCGCAAAAAGGUGGUACUGGAAGAGUUCCAAGGUCACUUGCAGACACUGUUCGAUUGGCAGAAAACACUGGAUCAUUUGAAUAUGAAAGCGCAGAUGCUGCUGGAAACCUGCUCUGACACGCGCGUCAGCAACGCCAUCAUGCAGUUGACAACCAAGUACAACACGCUGCUCACGCUGGCCAAGGAAGUUAUGCGUCGGCUGGAGUUGCACUACCAAGAGCACCAACAGCACCGCACCCUGUACGAGGAAUGCCAGUCGUGGAUUGAGAGCACACGCGAAAAGCUCGCCGAUUGCGCGCAGAUACCGGGCACUUUGAAUGAGGUGCAAAUCAAGCUAAGCACUGUUAAGAACUUGCGUCAAGGUUUUGAGUCUGGGCAGAAUAAGCUACGCUAUUUGCUGGAGCUCAAAGAGAAGGUGAUUAUGAAUACCGAACAGAGUGGCGCCACCAAGGUGCAAGAAGACACCGACGCUUUGAAGCAAGACUUCGACCAAUUGCUGAUUGACAUGAACGAUGUGCGCCAGAAAUUGGCAAAUCGCCUAGCGCAAUUAGAAGAGGUUUACAAAUUGCAUAAGCUGCUCACCGAAUGGCUGGAGGACAUCGAGCCCAGCGUCAAGGCAAGCGAUGACUUCUUGAAUGAUUUAAGCGAAAAACGCGCCGCGCUGGAGAAAUUCCGCGCCAUACAACGCGACAUCAACGGCCAUAAUGACAUUGUCGAGAAGAUCAAUGCGCGCUUGAAUGAAGACAACAGUCUGGACCCGAACGAUUUCCGUGAAGGUCUCAACAAGUACGAAAACUUGCAGGAGACUGUUGGCAAGAUUAUCGAAUCACUCGAGAACCAGGUGAACAAUCACGACAAAUACAAGCAGGCAUUCAAUGAGAUACAAGAUUGGCUACGCCGCACACGCAUCGAAAUCGAACAGUGUGCCGAUUGCCAUGGCGAGAAGGUGCAAGUUGAAGAUCGCCUCAAUAAGUUGGGUGAUAUUGGCGCUUCAAUGGUGGAAGGCAAAUCACUGCUCGAUGCCUGCGAAGAGCUGAGUCAAGCUGUUAUUGCGACCAGCGGUAGUGAGGGACAAGAUGCGGUGUCGCAGGAAAUUAAACAACUUGUCGCCGAAUGGGAAGCGCUGCAAGCGAUGUUGCGUGAUGCGCGCGCCAAUUUGGAGAAUUGCCUUUCACAGUGGAAUGCGUUCUUGCAGAAUUUCAAUAAAAUCAACAAAUGGAUUGAUGAUAUUAGCAAGCGCGUGGCUGCCGCCGCCGAAGCUGAGAAUAAAACACCCGACGACUUGGCAUAUGCCAAGAAUUUGUUGGAAGAAGUUUUGGCGGAAAAAGACAAUGUGGAGGACUUGAAUGACGCUUGUGAAUUGCUUAUGGAACAAAGCGCCUGCACGCGCGUUCGCGAUCAGACUGUCGAGACACAGGCCAACUACACCAAAUUGCUGACAUCAGCACAAGGUCUCGUUUCCAAGAUUGAAAAGAAUCUAUCUGAUCACACCGAAUUCUUGAACUACAAGAAGGAAAUGGACGCCUGGAUUGAGAAAGCUCAACAGAUAUUGGAUGGCUGCACUGCAGAUGGUGAUGUUAGCGAAAUAGCCCAACAAUUGGAGACUGUCAAUUCGCUGGCAUCUCGGCUUCCCGAAGGCCAACACCUCCUCGGCAUGGUACAAGAUGCCUACACGAAAGCUUCGAAUGUGACACCCGAAGGCAAGCAAGAGAUUUUGCGCGACCUAAUGACCAAAGUGCGUGAGGACUGGGAUGCUUUGGGUCUUGCUGUCAAGCAGAAGUUGACCGACCUUAAACAAGCACAAAAUCGCUGGUCAGACUUCGCCAACAAUCGCGAUAAGCUCGAAAAGUGGCUCACUGAUACAGAAAAUACACUCAAAACCGCACCCGAUACUAAGGGUGAAUUGAGCGAAAUGAAGACGCUGCUCGAACGCUACAAAACGCUGCAGAAUGAAAUUAAGCAGAAAGGUGGCGAAAUUGAAAAUUUGUUGGGCGAAGCUAAGGGUUUGGGCACUGAAGUGGACGCUGUGCAUCAAAAGCAGGCGCGCUGGGAGAAGGUGAAGAAUGAUUGCGCUGCCUACAUUAAGGGUCUCGAGAACGAAAUGGCCGACUAUAAUGCCUAUCAUCAGAGCUUGCAGGAUAUUGAGAAAUGGCUGCUGCAAAUUUCCUUCCAAUUGAUGGCACACAACUCGCUGUUCAUUUCGAAUCGUGAACAGACCGAGGAACAAAUCAAGCAACAUGAAGCUUUGUUGGAUGAAAUACAAAAAUAUCAAGCCAACUUGGAUGAUUUGAAUGCGAAGGGACAGGCGCAAAUUAAACGUUACGCCCCAACGACCCCAGCCAUACGCGAUACGGUCGAAGAACAGUUGAAGAAUAUUCAGGAAAGCUACAAUUCAUUGUUGCAAACUUCUGUACAGAUCAAGAAUCGCUUGCACGAGUCGUUGGCCAAGUUCAAGGAGUAUGAGGAUACAUUGGAUAGCAUAAUGCGCAACCUGGAGGCCUAUGAACCGGUUAUACAGAAUGAGCUUGAUGCGCCGGCAACCAGCUUGGAAAUUGCACAACAGCAAUUGAAGUGUGCACAGGAUCUGCAAAACAAGCUGAACAACGAAAAGUCGCGCCUAGCAGCUGCUGUACAGGCCUGUGAAGCUGCCACUGCUUCCAUCAGUCGCCCCAGCUCACCGCUGGAGACUGCCAUGCAAGCCAUACCCGAACGCGAGCUUAUUGUGCGCGCAAAACUGGAAGAUUUGCUGGAUCAGGUACAAUCCCACUUGGGUGGAUUGACCGCUUCAGUGAGUGAAUUAGAGCAACAACAGAAACAGCGCGCUGAGCUUCAAGAUUGGGUUAAGAGGCAGCAAUCAACGGUUAGCGAUUGGCUAACACGGCCAUGCAAGUUGCGUCCCGAAGCAGCCAAGCAGGAAUUGGUUGCCAUGAAUGAUUUGUUGAACUCCAUUGGAGACAAGCGUUCACAGCUAAUGUUGGAAAUGACUGGAUCAUUGGCCGAAGAAGACACCGAUCUGGACGAUAACCUCGACAAGCUCGAGUCCGAGCUGAUGGAUGCUAUCGCCAAGAAACAAGCUGGCCAAAAUGAUAUCGAUAGUUACCGUCAAGGUGUGCAAGAUGUACAGAACUGGUUUGACUCGCUCAUCAAGCGUAUGGAUGUGCUGGACAAGGGUUCUGGUUUGAAUUGUGGCCAAAAGGUGGCUGCCAUCAACGAAAUCAAGAAGGAAUUCGAAGAUCAAGGUCCCAGCAAAAUACAAGAGUUGAAGGGCAAGGCAGCGCAGGUAGCUGAAGUGAUUAGCAAUUUGGAUGGCCAACAGGUGGAAGAGCAAAUGAAAUCAUUGGAUCGUCGUUAUGCUGAUCUUGGCAAACGUAUCGAUCGCAAGGCACAACUGUUGGAUGUCACCAAUAAGGGCGUUGAUGGCGCUAAAAGCGAAAUCGAACAGCUACACAACUGGGUCAAAGACAAGAUACAAGAGCUACAAACACCCACGGCCAUGGGUUAUGAACCCAAAGCUGCCGAAUCGCGCCAACAGGCAAUCAAGGGUAUUAUGAAGGAAGCUGAGGCGAAGAAAUCGCAGGCUGAUGCUUUGGAGAAACGCAUUGCCAAUAUGAAACCCGAACUGGAACCUGUCGAAUACGCGCAACUUGAGUCUGCCUUGCGACAAUUGAACUCCGAGCAAAAGAAUCUCUCCGAGGUGCUGAAGAGCGAGUUGGAACGCGCAUUGGAUGCGUCCAAGGCACGCAAAGCGCUCGAGGUUGAUUUGGAGAAGGCGCGCGCUUGGCUGAAGUCGAAGAUUGCCGAAGUGCGUAAAUUGCCGGUGUACCAUCCACUGCCAGCGGCUGAAAUCGAAAAGCAAAUACAAGAGAACAAGAAGUACGACGAUGAAGCCAAACAAUUCAACGAUUCCGUGUUGAGUGAUGUACAGCGGCAAGCGGCAAAUAUAAUGAAGGACUGCCCAGAGGCGGAUAGAGCAGCUUUGCAGAAAAUACUCGACGAAAUCGCCGCCGACUAUCAAACCCUGAAAGAUGAGAGUGGCAAGCGUGCCAACGCUUUGAGUGAUCUGCUGCAAGGACGCAAGUCCUUCGAGGACGCCAUGAAGAACAUGGGCGAUUGGUUGAGUGAAAUUGAAACGGCAACAGCUGGUGAGUUACGCACCACCAGUGUGCCAGUCUUGGAAGAACAAAUGGCGCACUACAAGAAAUUGCUGGAUGCUGCUGAGGGCAAGGCUGGCUUGUUGAAUAAUGUUGCUGAUCAGGGCAAGGCCAUAUUGCCCACGCUCAGCAAUCCUGACAAGCUGAAAUUGAAUGACGACAUCAAGAACUUGAAAGAUCGUUAUGGCAAAGUAACGCAGCAUAUUAAGGAUCGUGUCAACACGCUUGCGGAUCAUAUCAAGAAAUAUAAGGAUGCCAAGGCCAAAUUGGCUGAUUGCAUGCAAUUCCUCAAUACCAUACAGCAACGCUUGCGCGAGUUGAAUAAACCAAUCGGUGCAAAGAUCGAAGACGUUCAAGAUUUGCUCGGCGCCUAUGAGGGUAUACUCAAGGAGCUGAAGGAUAGCAAGAGCAAGAUGGGCGACAUACAAAUGGAUGACUUGCCAGAGUUGCAGAGCAUAUUGCAGCAACAGGACGAUAUGAUAAAAUUGAUUGAAGAUCAAUUGGCACAUCUGCGUCAACUGCUUCUACUGCGUGAGCAGUUCAUAGCGCUGAUCAAUGAGAUUAUCGCUUUCAUUAUGAAGUACACCGAUGUUAUAAUCGAUAUUGAAAAUUCGCCCGACAGCUUGGAGGACAAAAUCAACAAGUACGACGAUGUCAUCGUCAAGAUCCAGGAAUGUGAGGGUCUACUCGCCUCCGCUAGCGAUAAGGGACAGAAAAUUGCCUCCGAGGGCUCAGCUGCCGAUAAGAAUAGCAUCACUGAACAGCUGCAGUCGCUGAAGAAUCAAUUGCAGAAUCUACGCAAGGCUGUCGAGUCACAGCGGCAGAAGCAUCAAGUGCAGCUGGAACACCAUCGCAAAAUGGCUGCCGAACUCUCGGAAAUACUCGAUUGGUUGCACAACAAUGAGGCAUCGGCCAAGUCACGUCCGCUGUUGGAUCGCGAUCCCGAGUCGGUGGAACAUGAAAUUCAGAAACAUCACAAGCUGCGCAAUGAAAUUCAAUCAUAUCUCGAUAAAUUCAACAAAAUCAACGAAAGCGUCAAAACCGAGGUGGGCAUGCCCGGCUCAUUGGUGGAAAUGCUUUCCGAAGGUCGGUCGUUGGUCUCCUCACUGCCACAAGAGCUUGAAGAUCGCGAGAAGUAUUUGAUCAAUAAUCGCGAUUCACGCCUUGAAUAUAUGAAAUUGGUCGCGAAGUUCAACGACUGGGUGCACGAAGCUGAGACACGCCUACAGAAUAGCCAACAUGGCAUCGAUUAUGAAAAUCUUGUACAAGACUUGGAGGAGCACAAACUCUUCUUCGGCAAUGAGACCCCAAUCAAAAAUUUGGUACAUAAACAAAUUCAAGAGGCAGCCGAUAAAAUCUGGCCGUCUCUGAGCAACUUCGAACAGUCGGAAUUGUCACGCGAAUUGGCACAAUAUCAAACGAAAUUAGCAAACACUUUUGCAUUGGCAAAAUCACAGCAAGGCGAAUUGGAGAAGGAGGUCGAACGUUGGCGUGAAUAUCAACAAUCGGUGGAACGCGUUAAGGCCACUAUUGAGCGUAGCAAAUUCAGCGACGAACCAGUGCAGAAUUUGGCCGGUCUUCACUUCAACAUACAGAAGUUGACACACGCUAUUGGCAAUGUGCAGAGUCAAACGAGUGACAUCACACUCGCCAAUCAGCAAGCACAAGGACUUAUACGUCAAGCGGACGCUCGUAAUCGUCAGCUGAUUGAACAGGAUAACGCUGCAUUGAAUCGUUUGUGGAACGAAUUGAUUAAAGGUUUGGAGACACGUCGCGAUUCGUUGCAAAGUAUUGCCGAACGUUGGGACGAUUUUGAGAAUCGCUUGCAUAGCUGGGAGAAGGCAAUUAGCCGUUUGGAAGAUAAAUUCCGCAAUGUCGACCCAGUAGUUAGGUCGCGUCGUCAUUUGGAAGAUACGAAGAAUGCCAUCCAGGAAAUACUCGCCGAAUCUGAAGAACUUAAAUCAUCACAUAAAGAGAUUGAGACGCUCUCAAAAUCAAUCGUCACAUUCCUUGGGGAAGUUCACCAACCCACAUCGCAGGCCCUACAGGCCAAAGUGGAUAACUUAGUACAGCAGCAAACAAAGUGA
Molecule: messenger RNA, 24899 nt
Organism: Rhagoletis pomonella (apple maggot)
Lineage: Eukaryota; Metazoa; Arthropoda; Insecta; Diptera; Tephritidae
Product: nesprin-1-like
Exons: 15
Coding region: 969-24899 (7976 amino acids)
Biological process (GO): nuclear migration
Cellular component (GO): cytoplasm; nuclear outer membrane; meiotic nuclear membrane microtubule tethering complex
Molecular function (GO): actin filament binding
Source: RefSeq, a predicted model, not a curated record